Chelmon rostratus (copperband butterflyfish) is the source of this 4129-nucleotide messenger RNA. RefSeq names its product iporin. The transcript is spliced from 9 exons. The record is from RefSeq and is a predicted model, not a curated record. Gene Ontology annotation, cellular component: cytoplasmic vesicle. NCBI's taxonomy places the organism in Eukaryota, Metazoa, Chordata, Actinopteri, Chaetodontiformes, Chaetodontidae. The coding region runs from base 1 to 3846 and encodes 1281 amino acids.
AUGAUUGGAGCAUCCAGCCUCUCGGGGGACACGCUGAUAGCUUGCCACUUCCCUGUGGUUCAGCUUCCCACUUGGCAGCUUCCUGUCCAGGCGCUGUGCAGCUCGCCCAAGAGGCAAGGCCGGCUGUGCUCAGUGGGCCUGACCAGAGCCGUGUCCCUCCCAGAACAAGACUCGCUGAACCGAGAGCAUGCCUUCAGCGGUGGCCGGAGACAUUUCUCCAGCAGCUACAGCAGUCUCAAUGAGGACCGGGCGGAGGAGGAGGGGGGCAGUGACAGCAGCGGGAGGUACGACUCCACUUCGUCACCAGAGGAGACGAGCUCCCAUCUGAAGAAGGAAAGCUCUGGAGCCAGAGGCAGCCUGCGGACGCACAACUCAUUCCUCCCCAACGCAGAGCUAGAUGAGGAUGAGGAAGAUGAGGAUAGUGAUGGAGGCAAUCUGCACAGAUAUCAUGAGGACUCAUCUUUCGUGUUGCAUGGAAAUUCCAAUUGGCCUCUAAGUAAUGGUGCCAGAAAUUAUACGAUGUCCCAUGGGAAUGUGGGCAGUGAAUGGGGCAAAGAAGGGACUGUGUUGGGAAGUGAGAGUGACCACGAGUGGCUCUCUAACCAGCCUAACAGGCUGGACUCACUGCAGACUGAAUGCCAGUGCUUUCAUGUGAGCAGAUCUGGCACCGUGGCUCAUGGAGAGCAGGACUCAGACAGACUGAAGGAUAACAUGUCCUGCUGCAUCCACAGCCAACACAAAUGUUCCCCCGAGCUGCUCUCCAACAGUCACACAGAGUAUGUGAGCGACUCCUCCUGUAACAGCUCUGAUGGCGUCUUGGUGAACUUCUGCACCAUCUAUAACCGGAGCAACAACCCCGCCACGCCUCAUGACCUCAGCAGUCCUGCAGGUCACCCCUCCCAGCCAUCUGAGGGAUCUGUGUUCCUCAACCUCCAGCCUGUUCCCAAGACUCCAGCCGAAGACCUCCAACACGAAGACACGAAAGUUCACUGUCCCCUAAAAGAGGACCUUGACAUGAUGCCCUCUGCUUCCUGCUGGUCUCCUCAGGGGCUCGACUCAAACUGCAACGUUUACUCCCUGGAGCCGGUACCCCCGGGCCUCUCCUCUCUGGAGGUAUCUGACCUGACUGCCUGUCUCCAAAGCCAGGCCACAUUGGCCAUGGGAACCAAUCAGAAGUACUACAAACUUGUGACUUGUGACCUCUCCUCCCAGUCGCCCAGCCCGGCCUGGUCCAGCCACACCAGCUGCCCUGAGGGGCAGAGCAGAAGUAGCCCCUUCCCUCCCUCUGAGCACCUCGCUCUUGAUCAUAAGAAAGAAGUACAACACAAAGAAGUCAAGAAGGAGAAAGAGGAUCAGGAAAAGGAAAUGAGGUGUUCCUCUGCACAGUGCAGUGCCGGGUUUGAUUGCUCUCAGCUUCAGACCUGUGAUUACCAAGUUGCCACCACCUCCACUGAGAAAGCCCUCUGCGGGAAGAAACAUACAGACAGCAUCCAAAACCUCUCCCACACACCCUGCUCACUGUGCCCCAGCCAGUGUAGCCCACAUAGCAGCAAAGGCCAAGGCACAAGCAUUGCAUCCACACAGCCAUCUGUGAUUCUGGACCAGCAGCACUCUGAUACUGAUGCUGCUGAGGAAGGGGCGUGUUCAUUGGAAAAUCCAGUGAUGCGGUACAGUAAGGCCCAGAGACCAACCUCGUUGCCCAUCCAGCCCUUCGUCCUGGUCCCCGCAGGCAAACCCCAGGCCCAGCACUUGGGCUGCCUUCUGGAGCAGUACAUGAGUCAAAAGAGCAGCAAGACUGGUGCCUCCCAACCAAGCUUCAAGUUCAAGGGCAAAAGGAGUCAGUGCUUUUCAAACCUUCAGCUGUCACCAAUGGGCAGCCACUACCCCAUCUUCCUUGAGGCUCCUUCGAGCUCUGAUACCUGCUCCACCUGCACGCCGAGUCCAGAGUGCUUCAGCCGCAGACACACGUGGAGCCAGUCCAGCAGAAGCCAGGGACACCUAAGUCCAUGUACAUCAAAAAGCAGCCUGGAUCCAACUCACACUAGUCCAAAGCCCACACUGGUUCAGGUGGAGGAUAAAACAAGCCCAUACUCAGGCAAAACUCAGGCUACCACUUUUUUAAAUAUGACCCCAGUCCCAAAUCAGUCCAACCUUGUUAAAAUCCCCACCUACCAGGACCUGAUUAACCUCAGCCCUGAGCAAAGCCAUGGCAAGACUGAGCCCAAAAGUCCCGCUCAGUCCCAGACCCACACCUCCUACCAUUCUAUAUUCUCUCAUACACCACCCACUUUACCCCUAACCACUGACACCUGUCACCCAAACCUGCAGGUGUCCCUGUCUCCUCCCACUAGCUUACAACCAGAAAAGAAGUUCCCUCAGUACCGGGCGGCACCUGCAGCUGACUCUGGCUUUUUUCACGGUAGUUUUACAGCUGCCCUCUCCUCAGUAGCUCCUCUCUCCUCCUUGAGUUCUCUGCUGUCCUUGGCUGCUUCUGGGCUGCACCCACACCAAAUCCAGGCAGACUCCGCUGGGCUCGGUGGCAAGCCGAGUCAGAGUCAGCACAGUGAGUCUCUGAUCCUGAGCGACAGGCCGCCCACAGAGUUCUGCCUCUCACCCGAUACAUCUUACGAGUCCAUGUCUAUUAGCCAUCUUCAGAGGAGAGGUUUGCUGAGGUCUGUGAGUCGGGCGGUGGAUUUGAUCAUGGCUCACUUUGGCAGCAGUAGAGACCCAGAAGAAAAGAUGCGUCUGGGUAACAGCUCUCGCAGCCCGACAAUCGCCGGUCUGGUCCUGGAACAUUUGUGUCCAACGAUCCAGAAUAUUUUAGAGGACGGUCUUAGGGAUCACAAACUGGAUCUCAUCAUUGGGCAGCGGCGCAACCACUCUUGGAGUGUAGUGGAAGUCUCUACCAGGAUUGGUCCAUCCACAAAGGUCCUUCACAGCCUGGUCUCCAAAAUCAGACUAUGCCCCCAGCUCACCAGCCACUGCAUGAGACUGAGAGCCUUCAUCAUGGGCCUGCUUAACUUGAGAGCUUUGGAAUUCUGGCUCAGUCACCUUCAGAGUCAAAGAGAUGUGGUAACAACAUACUACCAUUCUUGGGGGUUCCUGUCUAUGUCACUGGGUCAGUGUCAGCCCCUGUUUCAGGAGCUGCUGCUUCUGCUGCAGCCGCUGUCCGUGUUGCCCUUUGACCUCAACCUGCUCCUGGAGCACCGACUGUUACAUAACAGACAGCUGUGUUCGGAGGAGGAGGGUGUUUCUCCACCUCCACCGUGCUCAGCCCUCUUAGCGACCAGCUGGCCAUUACUGCAAGCUGACAAGAAGAUAGACAGCAGCCAGCAAGCUAACAUUUCACAUCAGAUAGUUCGCCAUCACCAAGAGUCUCUCAGUUCUCAGAAUUGCAUGAAGCAGGAUUGCAAAGGGACGCAGGCCCACAGGAGUCCGUCAUUAGCUCCUAUUCCAGAGUGGUGGUCGAAAGAGCCUGGCCUUACAGAUGAUGUGGUUGAAGGGGAGGACUGUAGCCAGAAUAAUGCAGAUACUUGGUCUCAAAUAAGUAUGGACAGCAGGCAUGAAGAGAGGAGGGGAGAGAAAGACACUGAGACCCCAAAUGCGUCAACUUGUGUCCAGGCUGAGAGUCCAUGUCAGGGUUGGCUUCGCUGGGCCAAACUGUUUGGGGCAUCCGAUACUUCCACCAGGACAGAGACGGUUUCCCAGAGUCACAUGGGAGCACAAACCAGUAGGUACAAACGACCAUCACAGUGGCUGCAUUUGGACAGAUCGCAGCUUGGACUAUUGGCUCAAUCCAUCAGGUCAAUGAAGCUAGGAGUCGCUCAGACUGAGAAGGACUCCUAAAAAAAGGAGGCGAUUUACUGUAACAAGAAAAAGUCUUAACUGCAUGAUAAUUCAUACACAGUGAUUGAUCACACCACUGAACUGGUCAGAAAGCACACAAAAUACAGGAAUACAGGAACAGCUGUGGCAAUGGCCCGUAUUCAUCAAGCUUUGUGUUGCACCAGCUAUUUGUAAACCCAUCACUGAGUUUGUGUGUCCUUUCUGUUCUUAUAUCAGCUUCUUUCAAAAUAAAUUAGGUUUCCUUGUAUAUCAACUUAAAGAACGUUCCAGUAAAAACUAGGAA